AUGCCUUACACUCCACCAUCACACCAUACGCCCACGAGCUCCAAACAGUCGAGUCCCACUCCGAGCAGGUCUCAUUCCUACAUCAAAGGACCGUUGCAUUCGCCAGAGUCGUCUGAGCGACACAACCUUCCUCGUUCAAACGGUUCCUCCUCGUAUUUGACCAAGCACCGGCGGAGUCCCUCAUUAAAUGAUGCAAAGAAUGAUAUUCUUCACAAUGGCGAGGCGUACGAAGUGAACGGGGCCUUUGACCCCCACGGUAGUAUCCGCCAGUCGCCUCCGCCCGUGACAAAUGCAUUGAUACCAGCAGGAAUGACAAUAUCUCCCCCAGAUUCUUCCCACAAUUCGAGUGACGAGGAUGAACCUGAGCGAGGACGACCGAGGGAUUUGGAGGACAAUCUCCAGAUCCAAGCGCUGCAAGAAGCCAUCCGGUCAAUGGAUCAGAGGAAGUUGACCGGAUCCCCCACUCGUGGAGAGGACAACGAUUGCGCCUCAACCACCAUGACGGACCUUGUUAUUACCCGUCUCGAUGGCACACAAUCAGCAGGUCCUGCCGUCCUGCGGCUACCCUUGUCACAAGAGGCCCGGAAAAUCAGCCACUCGAGGUCUUCGACCGACUCUAGCAUUGUCUUCGAGCCACCUUCAAGGCAAAUCCCCUCUGUGGUAGCCCUCCGGCCAGACACUGAUGACAGCGACAGCGAUAACCCUCCCGCUGAGCGACCGAUAAUGGUGCGCAAGAAAUCAGGUGAACUCGUCCGUCCAGCUCUGCGGGCAUCUUCACGACGGCGCCCAUCGAGCAUGCCUGGAACACCGACCUAUUCCAAAGCGGUGCACUUCGACUCUCACCUGGAACACGUCAGACAUUUUCUGCAAGUCGACCGACCUCUCGCCGUGAGUGCCGGUUCUUCUCCCGUAGAGAACUACGAGAGUGAGAGUGAUUUCCCCUUUGGAUCUGACGAGACCAAUGCUCGCCCUCGCACACCUUCAUAUGAAUGGGAUAUCCGCUUGAACAAUUUCCCGACUGACUUGGGAGCUCGAAAGUCCCAACCUGUUUUUGUUGAAAGAAUAUUCCUCUCCUCUGACAACAGGAACCUCAUUGGAACCGUGGCGGUGCAGAACCUUGCGUUCCACAAACUGGUUGUCGCCCGAUUCACAUUCGACUACUGGAAGACCACUUCGGAAACCGUUGCCGACUACAACAAUGAUGUUCGCCGUAAGGGUAACCACGAUGGCCUCGACCGCUUCAACUUCACCAUCAAGCUCGAGGACCAGACAAACCUAGAAAGCAAGACACUGUUCUUCUGCAUCCGCUACAAUGUCAGUGGUCAGGAAUUCUGGGACAACAAUGCAGGCGCCAAUUACCAAGUGGACUUCAGCAAGAAAUCCAAGACGCCACAAAGCAAGUCCAGCUCUGGAGAGAGACCGCUGAAUGGCUUACCUCGUAGUCGACCAUCAGCACCUACCUCUUCUGCGAGGCCGGUCUCGAUGCCGACCUCCUUUGAUGACUUCUCAACCGGUUUUGACAGCUUUGGGAGCUUCGUGCAGUCCCCCAGCUCUCUGAUAGGCGAGCCCAAGCUGAAGCUGAGAAGCCCCAAAUCCAAAGCCGAACUUAUCCCCGAUGCUCCCCAGCGCCGUAAGCAGGCUGGGCCUCAGGCAUUUGGGAAUCGUUACGAUUUCAAGACAUCGUUGACGGCGGCAAAGAACAACGCCUACGCUGCCAUGGGCGAGUGGUCUGGCUUGGGUCCAAGGACGUACACAAAGCAGUCUUCCCACGAGGUUUCUGCGGCUGCUCCUGUGCAGACUGUUGCAAAUGCUGCUCCCAAGCAUGAGACUGGCGUCAACGGUGUGAAAGUCGGGGCCAAUAAAACCGCUCCUGCUGUUGCUCCUUUGACAUCCAAGCCGGCUGCUUUGCUCUCAGAGAAACCCUCUCUCAGCUCACAGAGCUAUAAGGAGCUCGUGGACAAGUACUGCUUUUUUGGAUCGGGCAAGAUUGAUUGCGCCGUCAAGGCUGAUGGAUCGGCGGAAUCUGCCUCUGCGUCCGAUGUGAGCAACGGGGGCAGUUCGUCCGAUUCAUCCGGCUCGACAACACCCACACCACCUCGAAGCAUGUCUCCCGUGCUAGAUUCUCAAUCGCCCAAGUCAUUUACGCAGUAUGUCGCACGUUCUGCGUCACCUGUGUCACGAACGGGGGGGUAUUUCGGCUCUCGAUCUGGAUCGCCAGCAUCGUCCUUCGGAUAUCCGUAUCACUCGGCGACACAACAUACCUUGAUGCCCGAGUCACCUACACCGACAGCAAUUCAUGGAUAA
Molecule: messenger RNA, 2304 nt
Organism: Cladophialophora bantiana CBS 173.52
Lineage: Eukaryota; Fungi; Ascomycota; Eurotiomycetes; Chaetothyriales; Herpotrichiellaceae
Exons: 3
Coding region: 1-2304 (767 amino acids)
Biological process (GO): regulation of glycogen biosynthetic process
Cellular component (GO): protein phosphatase type 1 complex
Molecular function (GO): glycogen binding; protein phosphatase 1 binding
Source: RefSeq, a predicted model, not a curated record